AUGGACAGUACAUUUCAUGCCUAUAGACUCAAAUUUGUCCAGCAGACAUGUCGCAUACGAAAGUGCAUUCGAUUCACCGACCUGGGUCUCGUUGCCUUCUUCCAACCAGUCUCUGGAAGGCAUUGCGUCGUGGUGGGAGAGGUAAUUGGCACAAAGAGGUCCUCUGGCAUUGGGGCAAACCCCUUGCCUCUAACGAAGCUCGUCUCAAAGGCCACUCUUCAUCGACUUCAAGAGGCUCUCCAGAAACCCCGGAAUUGUAACGAAAAUGCGCAGCCAUUGCAAGGUCUCACCGCCUCGGAUGUCUCUCAUUACGAACAUCUGGAGGAAGUGGCAAAUCGUCACCCCUAG
Mesocestoides corti is the source of this 348-nucleotide messenger RNA. NCBI's taxonomy places the organism in Eukaryota, Metazoa, Platyhelminthes, Cestoda, Cyclophyllidea, Mesocestoididae. The record is from the annotation of a GenBank genome assembly.